UCCUACAUGAACCAAAAACACUUGCCCUGCCAAAAUCCCUAAAACAGAAAUUUCCAUCAUUCCUCAAACCUCAGGCCUGCAGCGGAUCGUAGAACCAGUGAUAUGUCUCUUCCACGACCAACCAUCUUUGAGGCUGCUGCUGCUUCUGCUAAUGCUACUAGCUCUUCCUCUUGGAACAACAAUAACAAGGACACCCUCCUUUCGCACCACAAGAGCAAACUAGAAGAAAGCGAUGAAGAUCUUUUCACAGUGCCUGAUGUGGAAACUCGACCACCUGCCUCCUCUGUUGUCAAUCCUACUACUGCUACCAUCAACAAGAGUCCUCAGGUUCUACCCGAGAAGCGCCGAAGAGGACGGAAUCCUGUUGAUAAGGAGUAUAGAAGGCUUAAAAGGUUGCUGCGGAAUAGAGUUUCUGCCCAGCAAGCCCGAGAAAGAAAAAAGGUCUAUGUAAAUGACUUAGAAUCGAGGGCCAAAGAGUUGCAAGAUAACAACUCAAAAUUGGAGGAGAAAAUUUCUACUUUAAUCAAUGAGAACGCGAUGCUCCGGAAGGUACUUAUGAAUACAAGGCCGAAAGUGGAUCAAAGUAUUGAUGCAAAACAUGAUCAGUUGGGGAACAGUUGACAUGCAUGACCACGGUGUCCUCUCUGCUUAUCAGCUACUAAGUUUCCUCCCACGAAGAUGCAAAACCCAGAGGUUGAUUUUCUAUCACAGCUUCCAGCCCAAUCUGCAUCAGAGAAACCAAUUAUAGUGUUAGCAUCAUUAUUAUUUUUCAUCCAUAUACCUUGACCUGGAGUGCCUUUGAGAUAUCUGAGGAUUCUGUCGAUGGCGUCCAGAUAACAGGUGCGCGGGGCAUGCAUAAACUGGCUUACCAUACUUACAGCAUAGGCAAUAUUGGGUCUAGUGACGGUUAGAUAUAUCAAUUUUCCUACUAGACGCUGAUAACUUCCUAUGUUGUCUAAAGGUUCCCCAUCUUCUAAAUUUAGUUUGUUUUUAGUCUCUAUUGGGGUAUUUGUAGGUUUUACUCCUAUUUUUCCUGUUUCUUUUAAUAGAUCAAGGACAUAUUUUCUUUGAGACAGAAAUAAGCCUUUAUGUGAUUUGACGAUUUCUAUCCCCAAAAAGUAUGAUAGUUGACCUAAAUUUUUGAUA
Molecule: messenger RNA, 1146 nt
Organism: Ricinus communis (castor bean)
Lineage: Eukaryota; Viridiplantae; Streptophyta; Magnoliopsida; Malpighiales; Euphorbiaceae
Product: transcription factor HY5-like
Exons: 5
Coding region: 103-621 (172 amino acids)
Biological process (GO): regulation of photomorphogenesis; red or far-red light signaling pathway; response to far red light
Cellular component (GO): nucleus
Molecular function (GO): DNA-binding transcription factor activity, RNA polymerase II-specific
Source: RefSeq, a predicted model, not a curated record